UUUUACCAUCCGAGUUAACUGAAGAAGAAAUCGAAAACUAUCAACAAGAAGUAAUAGAUAACUGGGUAGUAACUACAGUCCAAGUUCAACCAGUUCAGAUAAAUUACCCAGAUACGCCAGUUAACCGAACCUUCACACCGCUCCGACAAGAGAUUCAACAAGGGAGUCAGUUAAUUCGUCGAUUUCAAGAUAUCUUCUUUGCGGAAGAAGAAAACCAAUCACGCCCAGCAUCACCUCUAACUGUCCAAACUAUAUACAGAGAUUCUAUCGACCCUACAAACCCUACUGACAUCCAGCAAUUAGUACAAGCACGUGAGGAAUACGAACAAGAACAAGAAGAAUUUGACCGUCAAAUCGCAGCACGUGAAUUACCAGAAACUGAUAAUUUAUUCAAUUCAGAAAACGAAUCGGAAUCCGAAAACGAAGCAUUAGACAAAGGCAAACAAAAGGAAGUAAUCGAAGGAUUACUAACCCCUGAAGACGAAAACGCACAAUACCUCGACCUA
Paraglomus brasilianum is the source of this 506-nucleotide messenger RNA. The record is from the annotation of a GenBank genome assembly. NCBI's taxonomy places the organism in Eukaryota, Fungi, Glomeromycota, Glomeromycetes, Paraglomerales, Paraglomeraceae.